AUGGGCGGUAAGAAUGGUAGAUGAGGAAGUUUAUUGUUCAACAAUGAAACAAGUCAAAACAAGAAGAGAGAUGCUGUGAAAAGCAAGUAUUACAGUCAGUGGAUAGCCGUUGUGUUAGUAUUUUACCUUUCUAUGAGAUAGCAGAGUAUAAUUUUCUUGUAGAAUAAAAUAUUAUACGAUGGUCCUUGCGAAACAUCUGAGUUUAUUUUGGGGGGUAACGUUACGUUAGCAAGUUCUUGGCGACAUUUAAUCUUUAACUAGUUAUAGUAGCUAGAUACCCAGUAGGUUAGUAAGGACAAACACACGCGUUGCAUUAAUUGAGCCUGAUAGCUAUAUAAGGUUGGCUACAUUACUCAGACUAUCCUUGGCAUAGUCACCGUGUGGCCUAGGUACGUGGACGGUGUUGUACAGUGAACUGGGGAGGCGUGUCAAGUGUUACGACAUAAUCAGCUAGAGUUGACAUAGAGGACGACGAGCUACGGUUUGGUGAGUCAGUCUCUUGAAGUGAGAACAAAGUCGUUGUGAUAUCCAAAACCUGCCAAACUAUUAUUUUUGUAAAAGCUUAAAGCUUUGAAAAUGUCUUUGGCUGACCAAAGUCAGCAGUGGUAUCCCACAAGCGUACAGGUGACCGUGUUCCAAGCUAGGAAUUUGAGGAUCAAAGGAAAGAAUGGAACCAACGAUGCCUAUGCCAUCAUGCAGGUGGCCAAAGACAAGUUUUCUACCUCGGUUGCCGAAAAAUGCGUCGCACCGGUAUGGAAGGAAGAGGCAACGUUUGACCUGCCACUGUUCCACCAUGGCAAUGCUGAACGCUGCACACUGUAUAUCAUAGUAAUGCACAGAGCUCUGGUGGGACUGGACAAACUCCUGGGACGAGCUGUGAUCAACCUACUGGAUCUACACGAUAACAGCGCCCGCAAAAAGACCGAUUGGCACAAACUGCUGGAUAAGAAUGGGAAGGAGGACAAGGUCAGAGGGGAAGUGAUGUUGGACAUCCAGUUCAUGAGAAACAACUUGACAGCCAGCAUGUUUGACCUUUCCAUGAAAGACAAACCACGCUCCCGCAUCGGAAAGCUCAAGGACAAAGUGCGUGGGAAGAAAAAGGACAGCUUCUCUGACUCGGCCUCUGCAAUAGUGCCCUCUUUCAGCCAGGUAGUCACUGACAGCGAGGGAGAGGCUGACUCCCACUCAGUGUGCCCAGAGUCUCCUGGGGCCAAGAAGAAAUCCAAGCUCAAGUCCCUCUUUGCCCCUAAAUCCAACCUGCAGCGCAAUGUCUCCCAGUCCAUGUCCACACUGGGCACUCUUCCUGAGAAGAACGCAUCCCUCAGUGGCAGUCGCUCUUCUGGCCUCAAUGUGGAUUCUCCUGAUGUUAAAAAGAAAUUCAAGUUCCUGGGCCACAAGCGCACAGACAGCAAUGACAGCAAAGUGUCUACAGGACCUUUUUCUCUUCUGGGCAGAUCCAAGCAGAAAGAAGACCCGAACAGCACGUGCAUCAACGGCAAUCAUGUGUAUGCAGAGGAAGUAGAACCCAUGUCUGGGUCCACCCUCAGCCUUAACAGCUCUGGUCAGGGCUCAGUGGAGGAUGUACGAAGCCACAGGCAACCAUCUGAUGCCGCCAUAGACUCCCUCAAGGGUGCCUCUGUCAACACCUACAGAAAGGAGUCUGCAGAUAGGGAUAGGGCUCUGCUGGAGCAAAGGCACCUUCAGGAAGAGGGAGAGAAGAGGCAGGCAGAGGAGAAGAGGCAUAAUGAGGAGAAACAAAAAGUGCAGCUCAAGGUACUGCAGGAGGAGGCACGCAAGCAACAGGAGGAGCAGGAGAGGAGAAUGUUCCAGGAGGGUGAGGCAAGGAAGAAGCAGCAGGAAGAGGAGGAGGACCGGAAGCGGCUAGCGGAAGAAAGAAGGCGGCUGAAGGCAGAUGAGCUUCAGAGGCUGGGGGAGGAGCAAAGGCAGCAGGAGGAGGCCAAGAAGGCAGAGGAGCAGAAACAACAGGAGGAGGCCUCUGUGACUGAGAGGCUGUCCUCUCUGUUUGGUAUGAUCAGGAAGAAGGAAGAGAAGAAGGAAGAGCUGCAGCAGAGUGUCGCCAAUGAGGUGAGGCCCAACCCAUCUCCCAGUCGCGGCACCAGAGAUUUGGAGGUCCCUGUUCCUGCCCCUCGCCAUGCUGCCAACCCAUUCAAGGAUAUUCUCCUCAGUCCAGACCCUCCAAUCCCAUUUGAGGAGAGCCCGGUGGACCACCAGAAGGGUGUUUGCGGCACCAACACCCCGAGCACUGCAGUCUUCAACUCCAACCGCACUGCCAAGGUGUCUGCAGUCAAGCCCAGGUAGCCUGAAACCCCCAACUCAGACUCCCAUAGGCAACAAUCUCUCUCCCUGUCCUGCGCCGAAUCCCCUCUCUCUAGCGUCCCUUCUGAGUCUCCUGAUAUGUUCUCCAACCUUCACUCCUCCCUGGCUCCACCUAAGACACGGAGCGGCACCUCUGAAUCCCCCUGCAGCAGCACUGAGAACCUGGCUGCCAUGGGAUCUUCCCCUAUCAGAUCUGAGAGGAAGCGGCCAGCUCCUCUGCCCCCCAGCCCAAUGGAACAGCAUAGCCAUGUAAAUCCCAAUGCAGGCUCCAGAAGUGUGUCUGCUAAAUGUGGCUCUCUUGUGACAAUUAAGGAGGUUGAGGCCAAAACACCUCCUCUACCUCUUCCUGACUAUGAUCGCCUGUUCCCACAGAAGAGGCAUGGAGUACAAGGACAGACUCAAUGGGACAAUAUCAUUGCAGAAGUGAAUCAGAGACAGCAGGAAUACACAUCUCAGCUCAUUGGAGAAGAGAUGAGUGUGGAUGGCCCAGGCCUCGACUCCCCAGCACCUCCACACAAUGACAAAUAUUCAUACUUGAAGGAGAGGGCAGCAGAACGCCUUAACCAGCAACAGACACAAGUUCAGGAAGUUCAAUCUUCGUCUUGGAGGAGAGUGGGGCCCAACAGUUUGCCAGCGCUCAUCCCCCCUCCCAAACCUGGAGCUGCAGCCCCCCCUAGACUAGUGAUAGACUCAAACAAAAAGCAAAGCCAGAGCACUGCACAGGCUAAUCCAUCUGUUGAAAGACACAACGCCUUCGUCUCCAAAGUCUUGGGCUCUACAAAUCCUAUGGCUCGAAGCAGCAACGUACCCUCAGUGAAACCUUGGGAGGAUGCAAGGAAGGUGCCUAAAACAUCAGUUGCUUUAGCCAGUGAAGGCCAUUCUGUUCUCCCAAUAGAAAAGCCUACUAGACUUACAUUAAGAGAAGUUUUGGUGUCAAGUUGUACAGAUGUACCUAAAGGACUGCCAAACACUCUCAAAGAUCUCCCCGUAAUCAAACCCAGACAAAGGUUAACCAGCAAAGAGCCAGUGAGACGAGUGGAUCCUGAGCCAAAAGCAGCAGAGUCUACUACCAAUGUACAGCAGGAGAACAGGUCAGAAAUGAGGGCAGCCUCCACACUGGACUUCAUAGACAUGAGAGUGAGUAUUCCUGUCAUGGCAAAGAACACUGAGGUAACUGCUAACAGUGAAAAGCAACCCUCACCUGACUCUGUAGAAAGCGACAUUAACAAAAAACAACUGGAACGUAUUAUGAAAGAGACAUUUUCUGAGCCUGACCCUUUUCCCAUUGCGGAGGUCCUGCCUAAAUACCCAUGGGCUCAACUAGAGCAGAGCCACAGUGGAGAUGACCUGUUCUCUGGAGGACCACAGAAAGAGGACAAGCUUGAAGAACUGGGAAUGAAAACUGAUGACUUGGAUAAACAUUUUACCCCAAACAAUUCAACAGAUCCGUCCUCCAGUUGUAAUGACAGUGACUCAGAAAAGCAUCAAGAGGAGGAAAAACCAGAAGAGCCCAUUCCUACUUUUCAAAGGGGAUUUUCGCAAAGGAAAAAGGAACGCGCAGACUUCAACCCCCCAGCACCUCCACUUAAUGACAAAUAUUCCUACUUGCAGGAGAGGGCAGCAGAACAGCUAAACCAGCAACAGACACAAGUUCAGGAAGUUCAAUCUUGGAGGAGAGUGGGGCCCAACAGUUCACCAGAGCUUAUCCCCCCUCCCAAACCCCAUAGACUAGAGGCAGACUCAAACAAAAAGCAAAGCCAGAGCACUGCACAGAAUAAUCCAUUCGUUGAAAGACACAGCACCUUCGUCUCCAAAGUCUUAGUCUCUACAAACCCUAUGGCUCAGAGCAGAGACGUACCCUCAGUGAAACCUCGGGAAGAUGCAAGGAAGGUGCUUAACACAUCUGUUUCGUCAGCCAAUGAUGGCAAAUCUGUUCUCCCAAUAGAAAAGCCUAACAGACCUGCACCACAAGUUUUGGUGUCAAGUUCUACAGAUGAACCUAAAGGACUGCCAGACACUCCCAAAGAGAUCCCCUCAGCCAAACUCAGACAAAGUUUAGACAGCAAAGAGCAAGCAGAUCCUGAGGUAACAUCAGCAGAGCAUACAACUGUACAGCAGGAGAACAGAUCCGAGAUGAGGGCAGUCUCAACCCCGGACAUCAUGGAAAGUAGUCCAACGAUGGCUAAAGCUACUGACUCUGUAGAAGGAGACAUUAACAAAAAACAACUGGAACUCAUUAUGAAAGAGACGUUUGAUGACCCUUUCCCCAUUGCUGAGAUCCUGCCUAAAGACCCAUGGGCCGAACCAGAGCAGAGCCACAAUGGCGAUGACUUGUUCUCUGGAGGACCACAGAAAGACGACAAGCUUGAACAGAGACUGACAACUGAUGACUUGGUUAAGCUUUUUGUGCCAAACAAUCCAACCGAUCUGUUCUCCAGUUGUAACGACAGUGACUCAGAAAAACAUCUAGAGGAAGAAAAACCAGAAGAGCCCAGUCCUGCUUUUCAAAGGGUAUUUUCUCAAAGGAAAAAUAAACGAGCAGCACCUCAGCCUCCAGCUAAUUCGAGCAAUAAAGGAGCCAUGGGAAAGGGUGAGCUGGUUAAACGAGACCCUUCACCCAGAGAAAAUGAGACAAUCAGGUUAGCCACUACAGGAUCUGUCAAACUUGAGCCUCAAGCCAAAAAUACUAGACAGAGAAAUCUCUAUGGUAAAGAAAAGGUAGAAACCCAAGCCAGGAAAGAGAAGUGGACAGCAGACCCUUUUACCUUCUCCCGCAUGUCUUCUGACUUGACUUCUCCUGAGCCUCCCCAGUCAGUAGGUGAGCCCAACCCCCAGGCAGGGGCUGAGGGUAAGACCCUGCUACGGGCCUGGGUCUCAACCUCUGAGGUGCAGCCACUCACUGUUCUGAGUAGCAAUGGAGAUCGGCCAGCCUUAACACCAAUCAGGCCUCACCCAGUGAAGCCCAUGAGCUCCAUGGAGAGCCAUGCUCUCAUCAACACCCCAGUGGUGAGAGAGAUGAAGACCUAUGACAGCUCACUGGGAAAUAUGAAGGCACCUUGUAAGGUGGAGAGUGGGCCCUACACCCAGCUGACCCAGGAAGAGCUGAUUACCCUGGUGGUGAAGCAGCAAACGGAGCUCUCCAAGAAGGACUCCAAGAUCGUUGAGUUGGAGGAGUACAUAGACAACCUGCUGGUGCGCGUCAUCGAGGAGAAGCCCAGCAUCCUGCAAGGCCUCACCUCUCCCAAGCAGGCCCUGUGAGGAGUGGACCAGGGAACUGUAGGAUGGAGGGAAAGAUUUAGACUUCUACUCCAACAUUCUGUUUAGUUUGUGUGUGGUUUUAUAUUGCUGUCACUGUGUUGGGUCAAGCAAUCUCUAUGAAGGUCUUGUUUCCUUUGCGCAUAUGCACUUUUGUCUCCAUGAGGAGUCAGGCUGUGAUUCAAUUUCCAGGUUUCUUUCAGAAACCAGGAUGCAUGCUGGGAUCCAUAAAAAGGUGAAAAGUGAAAAUGUUCCCUUGAGAAAAAAAAAAGACCCUAGCUCACAGAAUUGACAGUUGAAUCAUUACACUUAGUUUUAUGCCAAUAUCAUCCCAGGGUUGUGACUGAGCUACUAAAAACUGUGCUUGACAUUAUGCCGGUUCAGUCGUUCACAUUUUUCCAACUUAAUAUUAACUUUUUUUUUUUUUUUUUUUUUACUCACACUCAAACUCCAAUUAUACAAAUCAAAUCAUACCCAUGUAUACACCUGAAUACCUCCCACCUGAUGUGCUGAUGUGACAUGCUGUGACUUCUUAGGGGAGGAAGGUCUUCUACAUCCUGAAAUAUAUUCCUGGGUGGAGUAAUAUUAUUAUUUACUGUUAUCAUAACUAUUAAACUACGGAAUGGGUCCCAGCAUGCAGCAUGCUGGAAUGCUUUUUUUCUAGAACUAAUUCAUUAAUCAUUCCAGGCUACUAUUAUUUGACCAGCUUUUGCUCUUGUAACACUACGCUACUGGAAUUCCUUUUUAUACUAAUUUACCGUAUGUGCACAUUUCUUGUCUUUGGGUUGGUACUUUUUUUAAUACACUUUUUAAAUCGUUCUCCUCUUUAGGAAGAAUAGAACUGGAUGCCCUAGGUAUAUUGAUGUCCAUGUCACUGAUGAAAUGUAUCUGUCCAGGCCUUUGCACAGUGACUCCAUGGUGCCUACAAUUCAGUGGACUUUAAUUAGCUAUUUAUACUUUGAUAUCUGCUCAUCCCAAAGCCUUAACACAUCGCUUCAAUAAUAAGAUGCUAGUGUUUUUUUGUUGCAUUCUUAAACCUUGAUCUUCUUUCAUUGUUUUCUAGGGCUAUGUUUGUCAUCCUUUUCUUUACAUUAUCAUGACUUGCCUUGGUGCUGCCGCUAUACUUCUUGGUGUAAUCACAGGAGUUAAUCUAAUACCAAAUAAAAUGGAUAAUAAUUAUUGUGGGGCUAGGUACAAGUACAUCAACGUUAAUCAGACAGUCCAUGUGGUGUGGUAGGAACAUGUCGGAUAAACAAUGGUCUUAGUGUAGUUAGUUGAAGCAUUAGUGAACCUUUGUUCGGAUUUCCCUGGUUUGAUUGGAAACACUCAUCAGUCAACAUUCCUUACUUCAGUUUCUUGCAUUAGUUACCUUAUUACUUUAGUUGUUUAUCCUACCAUCCCUUUGUUACAUUUUGAAGUCAUGGAUAAGUGUGGCCUAGUGGUUAAGAGCAUUUGGCCAGUAACCGAAAGGUCGCUGGUUCAAAUCCCUCAGCUGGCAAGGUGGAAAGAACUGAUCAUGUUCAUGAGUAAGGAGUGACCUGAUUUUCACCUUUUUUUUAAUAUAUUUAUUUUUAUCUACUGCUGUUGAAUCACUGAUGUACCCACUGUGCAGUCUUUUCUGUCUAUUGUAAAAUAUUUAUGCAAAUAUAAGUGCACAAAUCAUGUCAAAUAUUUAUGCAAGAGUAACUAAGAGUUUAACUUUGAGAAAGAGCUUCCAAUAUAAUUACAUUUUAAAGGAAAUUUAAAAAAAUGUACAGCUUCAUAUUCAUUUCUAGCACAACCCAAACAUCAACAAACAGUUUGUGAAAAUUGUGUUUCUAUGUUUUGUAGUAAAAAUUAGAGAACUAAGUGUUUCCAAUUACAUCAAACAAUUAGUAGGCAAUGCCAAAUAAUUGGUGCACAAUGAUGAUGUCAUUGAAAACCCAUCUUCCUCUAUCUUUACUACAAACCAUGGAAACGUGCUAUUUUCACAUGUUGAUGCUGGAGAGCUGCUGGAGAUGAGGAAUAUGAAGUUGAAAAAUUGUGAAAUUUCCCUUUUUAAGCAUUAUGAAUGUUUCAAAAUUAACCUUGUCCAUGUUAGAUGUAAUGCCUUUGGCACUUUGAAGUGCUUAUUAAGCGGUAGGCUUUGACCCUGACAAUGGCCUUACAACUUGUGUAAAUCUCAAUGUAAUCUACUCGAUGCAUCUUCUGCAACUAUGCCUUUGUGUAAUGUCAUAGCAAUAAGAAAUCUUGUGAAAUAUUCACAUGUCUAUGAUUGUGCCUUCAAGGGUUUUACACCUAAGAAUUUACUUUUUGUGAUUACUGUAAGUCUGGAUUCCUUAAGAGCUUUUUGUUUAUACUGCUUUUAAAUUCAGAGUAUUGUAUACACUUUGAGCUUUCCAAUUGAAAUAAAGUAUAAUAAAUCUUAA
Molecule: messenger RNA, 8000 nt
Organism: Salvelinus fontinalis (brook trout)
Lineage: Eukaryota; Metazoa; Chordata; Actinopteri; Salmoniformes; Salmonidae
Product: serine/arginine repetitive matrix protein 2-like
Exons: 6
Biological process (GO): regulated exocytosis
Cellular component (GO): intracellular membrane-bounded organelle
Molecular function (GO): small GTPase binding
Source: RefSeq, a predicted model, not a curated record